This is a messenger RNA of Pocillopora meandrina, 963 nucleotides long. Lineage: Eukaryota; Metazoa; Cnidaria; Anthozoa; Scleractinia; Pocilloporidae. The record is from the annotation of a GenBank genome assembly.
AUGAUUGAUACAGGAAAAGAGAAAUUUGAUCUGCUGCGAGACAGGAGAGUAACAAAAAUACUUUGUAAACAGGGUAUGGAGAACUGUAGUGUAUCAUGGAUACUUGGUCAUGAUGGCAAAGAGGAGCACGGGUUAAAUAAUCCGAGUGGUAUCGCUACCAACUCAAGCGGGCAUUGUAUUUUAAAAGACUGUGGCUUGAAAAUCAAGGUGUUUGACAACAGUGGCAAGUUUGUGCGACUUUUCAGACUUCCUCCCCUUAUUGAUGACAGCCGUAAAGAGCUAUCGAUUGACAGCUGGCCGGUUUAUCUGGCCUCAGACAUGAAUAACAACAUUUAUGUGCUGGUCAAAGAAAAGUCGAGUCGCGAGCGCUGGAUUUAUAAGUUUAACGAAAGCGCUGAACAGCAUCACAGGUUUCGUGUCAGGACAACGGAAUUCGACUUUAAGCUGUGUAAACUGUUAGUCAGUGAUAGUGGUAAAGUGGUGGUACUGAAGAGUGACAAAGAAAUGGAAGUGACAAAGAAAUGGUCUGUUGUGGAUGUAUAUGAGACUGAUGGUCAUUUUGUUUGCAGUUUUGGAGAACAAAUCUUGAGUUACUCGUACGGCAUCACUGCUGUAAGUGAUGGCAGAGUCAUGGUGGUGGAAAAAGGGGAUCCGUCGUGUGCUCACAUAUUCAGCGAACAAGGUGACCAUCUGCACAGUUUUAAUCUGAAAAAGGCUCUAAGAUAUUUACAAAUUGCAUUUUACAAGGAAAGUAAACAAGUCGUCAUAGCUGGUGUUAAGGGUAUGAUUUCAGACAUCUUGUAUAUAGAAAUAGAUACCAAUGAUGGUAAGUUGAUGCAAAGUAUUUCGAUCUAUUUGGUAGAGUUCAACAUAGCUCCAUUUGGGAUUGCAGUGACUUCUGAGGGACGCGUUGCAGUAUCAAUCAUGUCUGACGAUUUAAAACCUAAAGUAAUAAUUAUUUAA